Molecule: messenger RNA, 1497 nt
Organism: Histoplasma mississippiense
Lineage: Eukaryota; Fungi; Ascomycota; Eurotiomycetes; Onygenales; Ajellomycetaceae
Exons: 13
Coding region: 1-1497 (498 amino acids)
Source: RefSeq, a predicted model, not a curated record
AUGUAUCCUAACAUCUCAUAUGCGCUUCUGUCGGUGGCGCUCAUUGUGCUAAGUAUGGUGCAUCUCAUCUUGCUUACCGUUCACCGUCCCAAGUCUCACUGUUCGCCUGAGAUAUCAAUCUUUGUUCUCUUUAUCUGUGUCAAUGCUGUUGUCAUUGGCAUUAGUCUAUCAGGCUUAAGGUGUGGGGAUACACCAGCAUUUUACUAUCCCUUGGGAAUAUGUACAGCAUUUCCGCUAGCCCUUGAGAUGAUUCGGCUGAGCAAAAUCCAGGCCGGACCACUUACGAACGCCCUCCUGCAUCAAUUAUUUUUAGGGUAUUGUUUUCUGUCCCCUGCAGUAAAGCUCGAGUUGAUCUUACGAUGUGCUCUUCCCCCAGUCUUGAUAGGCCUUUGCUCAUUGAGUGGACUCGUCCACGACUGGCCCCUCUGGAUCGAAAAAAUUAAAGCAGUGAUCUCAAUUUACUAUCCAGAUCUGCCGAUCUUGAGCAUGGGGAUAUUUACUCUUCAGAAUAAGGAUAUUAAAGCUAAAGGCUCGAGCACAAAUAUCUUCAGACCUUAUAUGAUAUUCUUCACUUCAUGGUCUGGUGAAGGUACAAUUGAGUACACAAACGGUUUAGACACAGCAACAAGCAAAGUAAUUCUGAGUUUGAGAGAGAUGGACAAAGAUUUGACCUCGGGCCAGCAAACCUGGGUUAAUCGAGCCAUCAAGUGCUGCUACUGCGAAGGAACUGGUUCAGCGGUCAACGGAUGCCAACAUCACCCUUUGUGCUUCUUGUUCACCGAGAGCGGCUGGGAGGGGGGAAGGAGCUCAAUUUACCUCCGAAUUCCACGGGCACAAGACAGCCAACAGCUUGUUCAACCCAUCAGCAAAGGUGGCAUUCUAGAAAUCUCACUGGUUGUUCAAUCUGCAAAGCAUUCCCAUUCCUCCAGCGAUGACUAUCCUGAUAUCCGUGGUGAUGUUUGUCGCGGCGAUGAAAAUGCACCCUUGACUUUCAUUGUUUCCAUCUCAGAGCCUGUACUUCAAGAGCGGCUGGAGUAUCUGAAGGCUCAUACUUUUCAUCUACAGCGUAUCCUUCACACAUUCUCUGAGAAUAGAGUUGAUGGACCUCUGGCAUUACCAUACGCGCUCUGUCUGGUAAAAAUUCUCCGACAACACGCAGGGCAGCAAUUGUCUGUGAAGAGAUUGGAUGAUACCAUCCAAUUCCUCUCCACACGAUUGAGAGGGCUGCUGUCAACACCUCUGUUAUAUACCGAUCGAGGUCGCAUAAGUCGUGCGUCACUUCUACUUCAACGGCAGGUGUUCCACAAGCGUCAGAACUUGCCAGGAGAUCUCUGGCAACGGAGCACUGUUUUGAGCUUCUCCAUGGAUGACAAUCUAACUGUAACAUUGUUCCUUACAAAUCAUCCCUAUUUCAAAGUACCUGAUGAGAUUUGGAAUGGUGUUAACUCCUUGGAUUCGGGUAUUGCUGAUGUGGCUGUGAUGUUUGGUGUUGGUUAA